AUGUCAGAAUCACCAACUCCAAGCGUCAUGCUGGACUACUCUUUGCUACACAACAACUUGGCUCCACAUUUUCUCGGGUUAAAUUCUGUUUCCAAAGCUGAACCAUCGAAGGUUACCGACUUUGUCAAAUCACAUCAAGGACACACAGUCAUAACACGUAUUUUAAUUGCAAACAAUGGUAUCGCAGCAGUUAAGGAGAUAAGAUCGGUCAGAAAGUGGGCUUAUGAAACAUUCGGAGACGAAAGAGCAAUACAGUUCACUGUGAUGGCAACCCCCGAGGAUUUAGAAGCAAAUGCUGAAUAUAUCAGAAUGGCAGACCAGUUUGUUGAAGUACCAGGAGGAACAAACAACAAUAACCACGCCAACGUUGAUUUGAUUGUCGACAUUGCUGAAAACACUGAUGCCCAUGCCGUAUGGGCCGGUUGGGGACAUGCAUCGGAGAAUCCCCUUUUGCCGGAAAGAUUGGCAGCAUCCCCCAAAAAGAUUAUUUUUAUUGGACCACCUGGAUCUGCUAUGAGAUCUUUAGGAGACAAAAUUUCAUCUACCAUUGUUGCGCAACACGCUGAUGUUCCGUGUAUUCCAUGGUCCGGUACAGGGGUUGACGAAGUCCGUGUAGACCCAGAAACCAACUUGGUUUCUGUUACUGAUGAUGUUUAUGCCAAAGGUUGUUGUACAAGCCCUGAAGAUGGAUUGGAAAAGGCGAAACAAAUUGGAUUCCCAGUUAUGAUUAAAGCCUCUGAAGGUGGUGGUGGUAAAGGUAUUAGAAAGGUUGAAAGCGAGGAGAAUUUUGUCACAUUGUAUAAUCAAGCUGCAAAUGAGAUCCCGGGGUCUCCAAUAUUUAUUAUGAAACUUGCUGGUGACGCCAGACAUUUGGAGGUUCAAUUAUUGGCCGAUCAAUAUGGAACAAAUAUUUCCUUGUUCGGUAGAGAUUGUUCUGUCCAAAGAAGACAUCAAAAGAUUAUUGAAGAAGCACCUGUUACUAUUGCCAAGAAGGAAACAUUUACCGAAAUGGAAAAGGCAGCAGUCAGAUUGGGCAAAUUGGUCGGAUAUGUUAGUGCCGGUACAGUCGAAUACUUGUACUCCCAUGCUGAAGACAAGUUUUACUUUCUUGAAUUAAAUCCUAGGUUGCAAGUUGAACAUCCUACUACUGAAAUGGUUACCGGUGUCAAUUUACCAGCAGCUCAAUUGCAGAUUGCCAUGGGUAUCCCAAUGCACAGGAUCAGAGAUAUUCGUACACUCUACGGUGCUGACCCUCAUUCUGCCACCGAGAUUGAUUUCGAAUUUAGUACUGAAAAUGCUGUUGUCAGUCAAAGGAGGCCAUCUCCAAAAGGUCACUGUACUGCUUGCCGUAUCACUUCUGAAGAUCCAGGUGAGGGAUUCAAACCCAGUGGAGGCUCUUUACAUGAAUUGAACUUUAGGUCAUCCUCCAAUGUUUGGGGUUACUUUUCUGUGAGUAAUCAAUCAUCUAUCCACUCGUUUUCAGACUCCCAAUUUGGCCAUAUUUUUGCUUUUGGUGAAAACCGUCAAGCGUCAAGAAAACACAUGGUUGUUGCAUUGAAGGAAUUGAGUAUUCGAGGUGACUUUAGAACCACAGUGGAGUAUUUGAUCAAAUUAUUAGAGACUCCAGAUUUUGAGGACAACACAAUUACCACUGGUUGGUUGGAUGAAUUGAUUACCAAAAAGUUGACUGCAGAGAGACCUGACCGUAUUGUUGCCAUUGUUUGUGGUGCUGUGACUAAAGCACAUAUUCAAGCUGAAGAGGAGGAAAAAGAAUAUAUACAGUCAUUGGAACGUGGACAAGUUCCCCAUAAGAAUUUGCUAAAGACGAUUUUUCCAGUGGAAUUCAUUUACGAGGGUGAAAGAUACAAAUUCACCGCCACAAAGUCGUCCGACGACACAUACACGUUAUUCCUCAAUGGAUCAAGAUGUACUGUUGGCGCACGUCCGUUGUCCGAUGGAGGGUUGUUAUGUGCAUUAGGAGGUAAAUCCCACGCAGUUUACUGGAAAGAGGAGGCUGCAGCUACUAGAUUAUCGGUGGAUGGAAAAACAUGCUUACUUGAGGUUGAAAACGACCCAACACAGUUAAGAACUCCAUCUCCUGGGAAGUUGGUUAAAUACUUGGUUGAAAGUGGCGACCAUGUUAAUGCUGGUGAUACUUUUGCAGAAAUCGAAGUAAUGAAAAUGUGCAUGCCAUUGAUUGCACAAGAAAAUGGUGUUGUUCAAUUGAUCAAACAGCCAGGUUCAACUGUCAAUGCCGGUGACAUGCUUGCUAUUUUGGCUUUGGAUGAUCCAAGCAAAGUCAAACAUGCCAAACCUUUUGAAGGGACUUUGCCCGACAUGGGUGCGCCAAAUGUUCGUGGAUCAAAACCUGCUCACAAGUUUAACGAUUAUGCUGCCAUUUUGAGAAAUAUCUUGGCUGGGUAUGACAAUCAAGUCAUCAUGAAUACGACUUUGAAAAAGAUUGUUGAGGUCUUGAAAGAUAGGGAAUUGCCUUACUCAGAAUGGCAGCAAUGCAUUUCCGCAUUGCAUUCAAGAUUGCCUAUCAAGUUGGACGAGUCGUUGACGUCUUUGAUUGAGAGAACCAAAUCUAGAAAUGCCGAUUUCCCUGCUCGUCAAAUAUUGAAACAAAUCGGUAAAGCUCUUUCUGAAGAAGGAGCAUUGAAGGAUAUCGUUGCACCCUUGGUUGCUAUCGCCACGAGAUACGAAAAGGGCUUAGUGGAGCAUGAAUAUGACUUCUUUGCAUCCUUGAUUGACGAAUAUUACAAUGUUGAAAGUUUAUUCGUUGGUACUAAUGUCAGAGAGGAUGAUGUGCUCUUGAAAUUGAGAGAUGAGAACAAGUCCGAUUUGAAGAAAGUUAUCAGCAUCUCCUUAUCGCAUUCAAAAGUAUCAGCCAAGAAUAAUUUAAUUAUAGCCAUUCUCCAAGAAUAUGAACCAUUAUUACAGUCCAAUUCUUCCGUCGCCGCUUCAAUCAGAGAUUCGUUGAAAAAGUUGGCGCUGUUGGAUUCUCGUGGUUGUGCCAAGGUUGCAUUAAAGGCCAGAGAAAUUUUGAUUCAAUGUUCAUUGCCAUCAAUUAAGGAAAGAUCCGACCAAUUGGAACACAUUUUAAGAUCAUCUGUGUUGCAAACUUCAUAUGGUGAAAUGUACGCUAAGCAUAGAGAACCAAAUUUGGACAUUAUUCAAGAAGUGGUCGACUCUAAGCAUAUUGUAUUCGAUGUUUUGUCGCAAUUUUUUGUCAACACUGACGAAUGGGUCGCCAUUGCUGCUUCCGAGGUGUACGUGAGACGUUCUUAUCGUGCUUACCAAUUAGGUAAAAUAGAGUACGAUUUCCACGAUCAGUUACCGAUCAUUGAAUGGAAAUUCAGGUUGCCUAGUAUUGCCAAUUCAAGAUUCAAUGCUAUUCAACAACCAGCUACAGAGGAGGAAAACACUUCAAUGAAACAUUCGGCAUCAGUUUCCGAUUUGUCUUUCGUUGUUGAUUCAAAAACAGACCAGAUGGAAAGAACUGGUGUUUUGGUCCCUUGUAGACAUCUCGAUGAUGCGGAUGAAAUGUUAAGUGCAGCAUUAGAAAAGCUUCAACCAAGUGACGCUUUGACAUUCCAAGCCGGAGAAGAACAAACUGAGUUACUUAAUGUGCUCAACAUUGUUAUUAACAACAUCGAUGGAUACGCCGAUGAAAAGGAAUAUUUGGAAAGAGUCAAGGAUCUUUUAGGCGAGUACAAAGAAGAUUUGGUAAAAGCUAGUGUUCGUCGUAUUUCUUUUGUAUUUGCCCAUCAAGUUGGUUCUUAUCCAAAAUACUAUACAUUCACUGGUCCCGACUAUUUGGAAAAUAAGGUCAUCAGACAUAUUGAACCUGCAUUGGCUUUCCAAUUGGAGUUAGGAAGAUUGGCAAACUUUGACAUAAAACCUAUAUUCACAAACAAUAGGAACAUCCACGUUUAUGAAGCAGUUGGAAAGAAUGCACCUGCCGAUAAGAGAUUCUUCACCAGGGGUAUUAUUAGAACAGGUGUAAUCAAAGAUGACAUCAGUAUCUCAGAAUAUUUGAUUGCUGAAUCGAAUAGAUUAAUGAGUGACAUAUUGGAUACCUUGGAGGUGGUUGAUACAUCCAAUUCAGACUUGAAUCAUAUCUUUAUCAAUUUCUCAAAUGUCUUCAAUAUCCAACCAGCUGAAGUUGAAGCGGCAUUUGGCUCAUUUUUGGAGAGGUUUGGAAGAAGGUUAUGGAGGUUAAGAAUUACUGGUGCCGAGAUUAGAAUUGUCUGUGCCGAUUCCAAGGGUAACGCUCUCCCACUUCGUGCUAUCAUUAAUAACGUUUCUGGUUAUGUUGUCAAAUCAGAUCUUUACUUAGAGAUGAAGAAUGCCAAAGGAGAUUGGGUAUUCAAAUCAAUUGGCCAUCCAGGUCCAAUGCAUUUGAGACCUAUUUCAACAACCUAUCCGGUCAAGGAAUCUUUGCAACCAAAACGUUACAAGGCUCACAAUAUGGGAACAACUUAUGUGUACGACUUUCCCGAACUUUUCCGUCAAGCAACUCUUUCCCAAUGGAAAAAGUACGGUCAAAAAGCUCCAAAUGACGUUUUCACUUCGUUGGAAUUAAUACCUGAUGAAAAUGGUGGGUUAACUGCUUUGGAAAGAGACCCAGGUUCAAAUAAAAUUGGUAUGGUAGGUUUUUUGGUUACUGCAAAAACACCAGAAUACCCACGUGGACGCCAAUUCGUCAUCGUUGCUAACGAUAUAACUCACAAAAUAGGUUCUUUUGGCCCUGAAGAGGAUAACUUUUUCAACAAGUGUACUGAACUUGCAAGAGAAAAGGGUGUGCCCAGAAUUUAUCUCUCUGCCAACUCAGGUGCUAGAAUCGGAAUUGCAGAGGAAUUAAUUCCAUUGUUCCAAGUUGCUUGGAAUAAAGAUGGGAAACCGGAAGAAGGAUUCAAGUACUUGUACUUGACACCUGAAGCAAAGCAUGCCAUUGAUGAAGAUGGUAAAGGCAACACACUAGUCACAGAAAGAGCUGUGGAGGAAGGACAAGAACGUUAUAUCAUCAAGGCGAUUGUUGGUGCUGAAGAUGGUUUGGGUGUCGAGUGUCUUAGAGGAUCCGGAUUGAUUGCUGGUGCAACUUCCAAAGCUUACAAAGACAUUUUCACUAUUACUUUGGUCACAUGUAGGUCUGUUGGUAUUGGUGCAUACUUGGUCAGAUUAGGACAAAGGGCCAUUCAAGUUGAAGGACAACCUAUUAUCUUAACAGGUGCUCCUGCUAUUAACAAAAUGUUGGGUAAAGAGGUCUACUCGUCCAACUUGCAAUUAGGUGGUACUCAAAUUAUGUACAGAAAUGGUGUCUCACAUUUGACUGCUAAUGAUGACUUGGAAGGUGUCGAAAAGAUUAUGGAAUGGUUGUCGUAUGUCCCAGCUAAACGUGGCUUGCCAGUGCCAAUUUUGGACUCAGAGGACCCUUGGGAUAGGGAUGUGGACUAUUUCCCUCCAAAACAAGAACUGUUUGAUGUCAGAUGGAUGAUUGAAGGUAAAGAAACUGAUAACGGUUUUGAAUCAGGUUUGUUUGAUAAGGACUCUUUCCAGGAAACUUUGUCAGGCUGGGCUAAAGGUGUUGUUGUUGGAAGAGCACGUCUUGGAGGUAUUCCAAUUGGUGUCAUUGGAGUGGAAACAAGAACUGUUGAUAACUUGAUUCCUGCAGACCCUGCUAAUCCAAAUUCCACAGAGUCCCUUGUACACGAGGCUGGCCAAGUUUGGCAUCCAAAUUCUGCUUUCAAGACUGCUCAAGCUAUCAACGAUUUCAACUAUGGUGAGCAACUUCCAUUGAUGAUAAUGGCUAACUGGAGAGGAUUUUCUGGUGGGCAAAGAGAUAUGUACAAUGAGAUUUUGAAAUAUGGGUCGUUCAUUGUUGAUGCGUUGGUGGACUUUAAGCAACCUAUUUUCACUUAUAUUCCUCCAUUUGGCGAGUUGAGAGGUGGCUCUUGGGUUGUUGUUGACCCAACUAUUAAUGAAGAGAUGAUGGAAAUGUAUGCUGAUGUUGAUUCUAGAGGUGGUGUUUUAGAAGCCGAAGGUUUGGUUAGUAUCAAAUACAGACGUGACAAAUUAUUGGCCACCAUGGAGAGAUUAGACACGAAGUAUGCUGAGUUAAAAUCGAAAAUUAAUGAUCCAUCUUUAACCCCUGAAGAGCAUUCAGAGGUUAGCCGUAAAUUGACAGUUAGAGAAAAGGCAUUGUUGCCAAUAUAUGCUCAAAUUUCGGUCCAGUUUGUUGAUUUACAUGAUAGGUCUGGUCGUAUGUUGGCAAAGGGUGUUAUUAGGGGAGAAGUUAAGUGGUCAGAUGCUAGACGUUUCUUCUUCUGGAGGUUACGUAGAAGAUUGAAUGAGGAAUAUGUGUUGAAAAUGAUCGGAGCGCAGCUCAAGAAUUCCAGCAAGUUGGAAAAAGUGGCCCGUUUAAAGAGUUGGAUGCCUGCAGUUAAUUAUGAUGAUGAUCAAGAGGUUAGCAAUUGGAUUGAGGAGCAUCAUAGUAAAUUGACAAAGAGAUUGGAGGAGUUGAAACACGAUGCAACGAGGGCGGAUUUGAUGAAGUUGUUGAGUAACGAUUCAGGCGCAGCUUUAGCUGCUGUAAAAGAGUAUCUUGAGAAACUUCCCCAAGAGUCAAAGAGCGAUUUUUUGAACUCGUUAUAG
Messenger RNA from Lodderomyces orthopsilosis Co 90-125, 6657 nucleotides. RefSeq names its product acetyl-CoA carboxylase (gene ACC1). The transcript has a single exon. The coding region runs from base 1 to 6657 and encodes 2218 amino acids. NCBI's taxonomy places the organism in Eukaryota, Fungi, Ascomycota, Pichiomycetes, Serinales, Debaryomycetaceae. The record is from RefSeq and is a predicted model, not a curated record. Gene Ontology annotation, molecular function: metal ion binding; acetyl-CoA carboxylase activity; ATP binding. Gene Ontology annotation, biological process: fatty acid biosynthetic process.